UGCACCAAGGAGUGUGGUUGGGCCCAGAGGGUUGUCCAGGAUAUGAUCCCCUGGGAUGCAGGCACCGACAAUGGGGUCACCUAUGAGUCUCCCAACAAGCCCACAGUCCCUCAGGAGAAGAUCCGCCCCCUGACUAGCCUGGACCACCCUCAGAGCCCCUUCUACGACCCUGAGGGGGGCGCCAUCACCCCCGUGGCCAGGGUAGUAGUGGAGCGCAUCGCCCGAAAGUCAGAAGAAAUAUCAGCUGUUCCGGACGACUGUGUGAUGACGCUCUCCGUAGCUGACGUGAGUAAGACCUUUAAACAGGGAGGAGACGACACUCCAGAGACGUGCAUCUACUCCAACUGGUCUCCGUGGUCAGCCUGCAGCUCAGCCACCUGUGACAAGGGCAAGAGGAUGAGACAGAGGAUGCUGAAGGCCCAGCUGGACCUCAGUGUACCCUGUCCUCACACCCAGGACUUUGAGCCCUGCAUGGGGCCCGGCUGCAGCGACGAGGAAGGGUCCACCUGCACGAUGUCAGAGUGGAUCACCUGGUCUCCGUGCAGCAUCAUGUCAUGUGGGAUGGGCCUGCGGUCCCGGGAACGCUACGUCAAGCAGUUCCCUGACGAUGGCUCUGUGUGUACCUUGCCUACUGAGGAGAACGAGAAGUGUAUUGUGAACGAGGAAUGCACACCCAACAGUUGUCUGGUGACAGAGUGGGGUGAGUGGGACUCCUGCAGUGCCACCUGUGGGCUGGGCAUGAAGAGGAGGGAACGCAUGGUGAAGAUGCCUCCACCAGACGGCUCCAUCUGUGGGGCUGAGGUGCUGGAGGUGGAGAAGUGCAUGAUGCCAGAGUGCCACACCAUCCCCUGUAUGCUGUCUCCAUGGUCUGACUGGAGUGACUGCAGUGUGACGUGUGGGAAGGGCAUGCGGACGAGGCAGCGCGUGCUCAAGUCUCCUGUGGAGUUGGGAGAGUGUACAGAGGACCUGGAGCAGGUGGAGAAGUGUAUGCUGCCAGAGUGUCCGACAGACUGUAUGGUGUCAGAGUGGACGGAGUGGUCUGACUGUAACAAAUCCUGUGGUAAAGGUCACAUGAUAAGGACACGCAUGGUGAAGCUGGAGCCCCAGUUCGGAGGGGACUCGUGUCCCGAGACAGUACAGAGGAAGAAGUGUAAGAUCAGGAAGUGUAACCGGGGAGGUGGCCAGGGACAGGUCAACAGCGACGAAAAGAAACGACGCAAGGAGGCGAGGGAGAAGAGGAGGAGCAAACAGGGGGGUCGACAGGGGGAGGAGACCACGUCACCUGCUGAACACCCAGGCUGUAAGAUGAGGCCGUGGUCCAGCUGGACGGACUGUACCAAGCUGUGUGGCGGGGGGAUCCAGGAGCGGCUCAUGACAGCCAAAAAGAGGCUUAAGAGCGCCCAGCUCCCCAGCUGCAAGGACAGGAAGGAGAUCCGAGCGUGUAACGUGUACCCCUGCUAGAUGGACCGAGGUGGGCAGGACAGGGAUGGGAUGGGUACGGAGUGGGUGGAGGUUGCCCAUAAACACUGGUGUGAGGUCAGUUGUUUUCCCCUCUGACAGUUCAGGUUAGGUUUGGGGAUUGUAAGCUGAUCCUACAUCUGUGCCUAUGGGCAAGUUUUUUAGGGGACGGAGCGUGAGGUGGCAUAGUGUCACUCAAUGAUCCAAUGCACUCUGUUUAGGGCUGGCACAGACCUUAAUCUCUCUUGGUUUAAUCUAGGGCUGAGUCUGAAGAUUCUAGAUUGGGGAUUGAAGAUUCUAGAUUGGGGAAGGUACACUGGUUCUGUAUAUACCUCUAGUCUGAGGUUGGAAAGAGUUUGGCAAAUUCUGAAAUGACCCAUCCUUCAAGGUCAAUGGUCAUGGGUUAUUUUACAAGAAGGAAGGAAGGAAUUCCCUUGGUCUCUUCUCAAGCCUAAAACAAACAGCCAUUUUGAGAGAGGAUCUAGGCGUCCCCAAAUAACGCCUAGCCUAUGAUGAACCUGACUGAUUUUCCUCUGUGUGUACAAUAAACUAGCUCUGUUACAUAUAGGAUUCUUCUGCAAGAUUACUGUAAACUUGUUGUGGUAUAAUAUUCUUGAAUAAUGAUAAUGAUGAAAACACCAAUUGAUUUAAUAGGAGAUAGUACUGUUAGGCUAUAUCCUGUAGUAUCCUCUUUGGCAGUGUAUAUAAUCCCAGAACUUAAAGCACAGUUACCCAGCCAUUCCAGCAUUUUAUAAUCCUUCAGAAAAUAAAUAUGUUUCUAGGAUCAAGAAAUCUCCUGUUUGAACAUUUACUCAGCUGUACUGCUGUUCAUGUAGACACAUUGUUAUUAUAAGAUCAUUUUAAUUUUUUUUGCUGUGGAUUUUUUGAUAAGAAUAUCACCCAAGAGUCUUACCAAAGUCCUGUGUAGAUGUUUUUUACCUGUCUUUACUUCUCUUUUUCCUCUGCUCCUCUAACAUAUUAAUAUUUUGGAAUAUAUCACCUUUACAAUAAAAGUAAAUGUUAGAAAUUGUCA
Molecule: messenger RNA, 2491 nt
Organism: Salvelinus sp. IW2-2015
Lineage: Eukaryota; Metazoa; Chordata; Actinopteri; Salmoniformes; Salmonidae
Product: spondin-1-like
Source: RefSeq, a predicted model, not a curated record